Messenger RNA from Apus apus (common swift), 1214 nucleotides. RefSeq names its product glycine-rich protein 1-like. The transcript has 2 exons. The record is from RefSeq and is a predicted model, not a curated record. NCBI's taxonomy places the organism in Eukaryota, Metazoa, Chordata, Aves, Apodiformes, Apodidae. Bases 6 to 323 code for a protein of 105 amino acids.
CGCCCAUGCCGCGGGCAGCCCCUGCCAGCAGCCGCCGGCUCCAGGGGGCGCCAAGCGGCGCCGGUGCCGGUGCGGGUGCCGGUGCGGGUGCCGGUGCGGGUGCCGGUGCCGCCCCGCCGGCCGGGCCGGCUUGCGGGGGGGCCGCGCCGCAGGUGAGCGCCAGGGCGGCGGGGCGGGCCCGAGGGGCGACAGAGGCGAAGUCGGGCGGGGAAGGGUCCCCGGUGCCCCCCGCACCUGCCCGGGAGUCCCCGCACGGUUCGGGAGGUGGGACGGGGACCAGGCGGAGAGCGGCCCUCAGGCAGAGCGAAACUGGACGGCUGUGAAGGCGGGUGAGCGGCCCUCCGAGUUGCCGUCCGGCCAGGGUUGCUGUGUGCACCCUUGGGAGCACAGGAUGUCUUCUGGGAACUGGAUGGACGGCAUCCAGUCCAGGGGGUUCCCUAUCCACGCCUCCAGCCAGUCAGUCCCUUGGCAUCCUUCAACUUUAAAGCACUGGACAAUUUCGGCAAGUACACGCAUUGCUUCCCAGUUGUUUUCUCCUCUUAAUUUUCUUAAUAUUCUAUUAAUUUUUGUAUUUGUAAAAGAGGAGCCUUUACAUUUGGGAGAAUAAAGGGUCAGUUUUCCCUUUUAAUCUCAGAUCUGGCAGCUCACACCAUCUCAAAAUGUCACCACAUGUUCUGAAUUGUGGGACUUGAAAAUUAUUGUGGCUUGUAUGUAGUCAAUGUUCAAAACAAGCAUUUAAAUCACAGCAUUACUAAAUAAAACACACAACUCCUAGCUGCACGGACUGGAUUAAACAUAAGAAAGCUAUCAAUGCUUGUGGUUUCUAUGUUCCCACAAUUCUAUUUAUAUUACUAGAAAGGGAAGUGACAUCUCUUAAUGCGUUAAUAUAAUGCCGUGGUAUCCAAGUACAAAGCAGUUCAAUGAGAAACAAAACCAAGCCCAUAAUGUACAACCUGUCCUACACUGCAGACACCUUGAUGUGAUACUACCUGCAUAUACUCUGAAGUAUCCCAUUUCUUUUAUUGGGACCUACUUGUAGUAGGUAAAAUUAAGUAUCUCCACGAAGAGCUGGAGGUUUUGUGGCUCGGUUCUGUGUUCCUGCAUCAGGUACUACUAUACUUCACAUAAGACUGCUUCUAUUAAGUUAUACUUUUUUACAAUGUUAAAAAUUGCAUUAAAAAAAGGUCAACAUUUCUAUUAAAUUAUAUUUUAAA